ACUGUAUUAUAAAAGUACGAGCAAUGUUCCGUCGACUUGGGACAUUCUCAAUUACACCACAAUUGAGCGUCAUGUGGAAGUACGCGGUUGUCUUUUCUGCUAUUUUUCUCAUCCAUAUUGUGGAUGCUGGCUUCCAAAUUUCACAGCUCAAACCAUUGUACAAAGAGGAUAAUAUUACUAUCAGUGAGCUUUCCACAGCACUUGGAGCAGCCUUUCCACCAUGUUGCUCCGAUAUCAUUUCGAGCAUUGCCUGUAGAAGACUUCAACAGCACAAUCCUUCGAAGUUCCUAGACAGAUGCGCUACUGACGCUGAUUUCUCUUUGAUCCAAUGUUGUAACACUUGUGGAAUGGAAAGCGCUGCCGAUAGAUACGAGCUCAUUUUCCAAGCCGGCCACAAAUCCAACCAAUGUUUCGACCGCCAUGGAUCAGAGUUCUGCAAGCGAUUUUUGAAGAAGGAGGAUGUUUGGGGAAAGUCUCAAUGGUCUUGCGACGGAUCGACUGCACAUUUGGCGUUCCGCAUUUGCAGAAAAACUUGCAACUUUUGCCGCAGAGAUAUUUAUCGCACACCGCUCGGUCGAUUUGAGCCAGUGUCUUGUGGAAAACCACCAGUUCUCAUUCCGAACUAAAUGUCACACUGGAAACGUAAUUUAUUCAUUCUUAUUUUUUAAUAUUUCUUACUCAUUUAUUUAUUUAUCUAUUCAAUACUUACUAAUCUGUUGUAAUAUAUUUUCCUAAUUUCAUGACGAAAAUUAACGAGAUCUCGAUCGAACCUUUUUAAAAUUCCAAUUUAUUUAUUUUAAUGAUUAAUAAAAUCUUCACAAA
Molecule: messenger RNA, 822 nt
Organism: Caenorhabditis elegans
Lineage: Eukaryota; Metazoa; Nematoda; Chromadorea; Rhabditida; Rhabditidae
Gene: T24C12.4
Product: ShKT domain-containing protein
Exons: 4
Coding region: 72-626 (184 amino acids)
Source: RefSeq, marked reviewed